ACUAAAUAUGAAACGAAACACGAAACCAAUGAAAUUGUUUCCUGUUAUUCAACAAUAUUGAUAAUUAUUGUAAAAAAAAUCUUAAUUAAUCAUUUCUGGCUGAUCAAUAAUAUCUUUGCCUAUUUUAAGCAAGUGAGUAAUUAGAGCAAUGACUUUUUUAAAAUUUGAUCAGAGUGUUAUUGAGGUUAUUGACGAAAUGGCUGUUUGACCCGGCAAGGAAGAGUGUUGACGUUGUUCGUGACUCAAUCAAUUAUAAUUAUUGUCAAUAGUAGUCAGACAAUUUUGCUGACCAAUCUUGACAUAUUAAUUAGUGAUAUGAUGAUGUCCAUGGUCCAUUGUUUUUUAUGGUUUUAACUGUCAACUAAUUUUAACUAAAUAAGUUCUCUGUUUUAUGAACCUAACUAACAGUUUGCAUGUUAAGUCAAUGUUAAGUUUAUCAAAUCAAGGACCAAAUAGUAUAAUUUAUAAUGACGAAUACUAUGACCUAUGCAUUUUAUAUUUGGCAUUGGCCAUAUAAAUACAAGUUAGUAAUGUUACCCAACAGUUAUGAUAUAGGCUUCUAUGAGUUACAUUUAGACCUAACGCAUUAUUUAGUAUAAUAAUUGGGCUUAAUGCUAGUGAAUUUUUUUAUAAAAUCAAAUAAAUCAAUGGUGAAUGGUUCUUUCCUUUACUUAAAGUUAAAGAAGAUCAAUAAGUUAAGACUAUUGAUUUCUUCUAAAAAAAAGAUGACUGGUAGAGGACGUUCUCGAGGCAGAGCCAAAGUAUUAGAUCAGGAUCCUUCAUCACCAGGAGGUUUAGCCAGCAGGAACUCGACAGGUGAAGCAGAAGUAGGUUUUCUAUUAUUUAACUGAAUGAAAAAUACUUUUUUUUUCACAAAAGAAACAUUUGUUGAGACUUUUCUUUGCCUUUUCUCACCUAGUUAAGAUAAUGAUCUUAUUAUCACCAGAUUAUGUAAAUUAAAAAAAUUUUCAAGAGUAAAUCCCAAAAAUUUAUUUUAAUGAUCAUCAUAAUUAAAUACACACUUCAAUUUGUGGUUGCUUUAUGAAUAGCUACAAGCAUAAGAGUUGUACUGCAGCCAUGAAUGUAGAUAUUUGCAUAUAAUACAUCCUAAAUUAAGUUUUAUAUCAGGGGUUAAGAACAUUUAAACUGUGUUGUAAAGUUUACUCUUGUUCAGGAUGUCACAAAAUGAAUGCUGUUUAAACACUUAGCAGGAGCCCUUCCUUUAUUAACCCCAUUAGUAAUGCUAUAAAGUUUCUUUCAAGAGACCAUGUGUGGAACAGUUACCAGACCAUGAUUGAUAUUAUAAAUUAUAUAAGUUAUAAGGACUAGCAUAAAUGAAAGUAGGCAGAGAGCCUCAUCCAUUAGUCCAGACUAGCAUUAAUGAACGUAGGUAAAGAAGCCUCAUCCAUUAGUCCAGUUUGUUUCCUUUUAUUUAGGUUUAUUAACUCAUGCUUACAAUACAAUUGGGUAUUUGUUUUCUUUCUGAAAUUGUUUAAAAUCUGCCUAGGAUGGUGAGAAUGCCCACUCAGAUGGUGAUGAUGAGCAGACCAUCAACCAGGCAGAGCCUGUGACCCCAAACACUAGUGGGGGCAGCACAGGCCAACCGACGCUCUCGCUGACUGAUAUGAAAUCUAUCCUUGAGGAUUCCAGGACGUACAGUGAACAAAACGAUGUCAAGCGGGUUCUGCUCUGUGCAAAGAACUUUGUGAGGUCUCAAGAUGAUGUGAAAACACUGGCGUGCAUAAUAUACAACAAGUAAGUUGAUCAUUUGCAACUACAUAUGAUCAUGUUGAUAAUUUUCAGCCACAUCCCCUUAUCUUUUCUUGUAUAUCUUGAAUCAAGGAUUUUCACAAUUCUUUCUUGACAUGAACCUGAAGUCUAGUUGUUGAGUUCCGUUAUAUGGUUUUGUAAAUUUAGUCUGUUCAAAAAUUUGGCUCAUCAAGUGAAUAAUACGUAAGAAAGAACUGAAAAAAUAAUCAGUGUGCAAUUAAAAAAAUGAUACCAAAGCUAGUGAUACUAACAAUACUCAAAUUUAAUUAUACCAUUAAUUAUCAAUAAAAAUGAAAUUUAAAAUCUACAGAAUAAAACAACUUUAGCAACUUACAGCACAGCAAUUACAAAGGUACAAUCCUCGAAAGAUUCAAAUAUUAAUUUACGCACACACAUAAAGAGUACAUUUUUGCAAAUACAUUACGUCUUGUAAUAGUCUAGAAAAAAAUAGCAAAAAUCUCUCCACUUGCAAAGCUGUCGGCUCAUGUAAUACAUAUAUAUACUAGCCAAUAUACCCGGCUUUGCAUGGGAUUGCAUUAGGACCCCGAUCCUGGUGGGACCCCGAUGCCUUAGGACCCCAAUUGUAAUAAGAUCCCAAUCGCGGCGCAAUCCCAUUUUCCGAUGGGAUCAUGCACAGUGCGAUUUUUUUCGAAUAAGCUUUCAGAUCACAUUAUAUAUCCCCUUAGACUUAGAUCAAUAGAGAAACUUCUGAAAGAUUCUGGAUUUAAUUUAAUAUGCUCCAUGAAAUCUGUAAAAAAUUACUCUGCUAAAUAAUUAUUUUUCAAAUAUGAAAUAUUAUACAACUGAUGUUCACUACUUUAACUAUAGUACAUUUAAAUUAAAAUCGGGGGCCCAUUUAAUAAAUUACCCUUUUAGUUAUGUUUGAGAUGGGGUUGGGGAGGGGAGGGGCUAUAAAAAUCAUUCAGAUAAAUUAUUUAGUUAAAAUUUAAAAUUUGUUCCAUUAAAAUCUACUUAAAAAUGGCAUAGAUAUGGAUUUUUAAAAUUAUCGAACUUUCUGGAAAAUUCUAGAUUAGAUAUUAUUCGUUUUAAAUCCACCAAUAUUUCAAUACGGACUAAGAACAUAAUGAACAAAGCUAGGCUUAGGUUCAUUAAUUCACAUAUAACCUGUACCAUUGUCUAACCCUAUUGAUAUAUAUAGCUUAUAUAAGGAAAAAUGAAACGGGGCCCCCGGCCCCAGAGAAAUGGAAAUUAUGAGUUCAGUAAAUUGGGUAUUUGAAUAUGGAUAAUCAAGUACCUGGUAUAUGUGUACUAAGUUUGGUCAAGAUCCAUCCAUUCAUGUAGGAGUACUAAGCUUAUUAAUAUUUAUAUAGCUUAUAUAAGAAAAAAUGAAAUGGGGCCAGCCCCCCAGAGGGAUGGAUAUUAUGAGGUCAGUAACCUUUGUUUUUUUUAUAGCAUGGAUAAUCAAGUGCGUGUGUAAUAAUUUUGGUCAUGAUCCAUCCAUUCGCGUAGGAGUAUUUGUUUCUAAUUAUUUUUAUAUCGCUCAUAUAGGAAAAUACAACAUUUUGGGCCCCCAGACACAAACGGAAUGUUAUAAAAAGUUCAUAACCCCUUAAGAGUUCCUUCUGGAUCAUGAUGGAUAUAUGUACCAAGUUUCUUCAAGAUCCAUCAAUCCAUGUAAAAGCCUUUGUUGAACAAACCCACAAACAAACAAAACUUCACUUUUAUAUAUGAUAUAUAUAUAUAUGAUAUAUAUAUAAUAUAUAUAUAUAUAUAAAAACAGGUAAAUCAGCCGAACCCGUCAAGAAAAGAAACUCAAGAAAAUUUGUAGCAUGAUAAUAUUCCUUUAAAAAAAUAGAACAUAUGGAACGUAAAAAUCCUUUUCCUAAUUGGGGAGGUGGGGGGUGUAAAAGGUGUGGCACAACACAUUUAAUCAGUGACAUCAAUAUAAAAAAACAGGAAAAGAGGGGGGGGGGGAGAGGCAAGUGGUUGUGGCCACAAUGCUAUGUUGAAUUAAAAUUAGGCCUAGACAUAUGCUAUAAUUCUAGUACAUGAGAAUUACUUUAUAUUAAAACUGAUUUUUAUAAUUGAUAAAAAUCUUCACUCUCAAUCUCUGAGUUUUAUGAGUUUUUAAUAAAAAUCCAUGUUAAUGGAAAAAAGGUUAUAACCUUAUAUUUCUUUUAAAACCUCCAGCCAUCCACUUGAUAAUUAACUGGCAAUUGUGCAACCAUUUUUGUUGUCAGAUGCCUAGAAGACUACAGCCUCGCCAAGAGAGGGUCAGAGAUAUGUGACAGCAUGACCUGUAUUGAAGUUGGCAAUGCUAAAUUCAGAGGCUGUCUGUUGAGUUUAGUGCAAGCAGAUUACAAAGGUGAGUGAAACAGUGGAUUGAUUUGAUAGAGAAAAAAACAAAACAGUUUUAGAGCUAUCUAAAUAUGUUUCACUGAUUUUAAUAUGAACAUUAUUUUCUUUAGAAUAGGAUUUCUUGAUACAUUUUUUUUGCAUUUGGGGCAUCCAUUCAGUUUAUGUCAUUUGUUGCCCACUAAGCUUGGAUUGAGCUGGUAAGCUUCAAGAACAUUGAGGCAAUAAGGAGUGCUGACUCUGCUAUCUGUCCUAAUUUUUUUUUUUUUUAAAAGAUUAAUAAAAUAUUAAUAAAUUUACAUUUUUUUUUAAAAAAAAUUUUUAGAUAAAAAAAAAAAAAAAAGAAUGAUGAGGAAAAGAUGAAUAAAAACUGUCUUUUUUAAACAAAUGUUUUUUGUCACGCACAGCUCGUAAAGAGCUUAUAGGCAAAGACUCAUGUAGAUUCAGCUGCUUCCUGGCAUUCCUCUGUGAAAUAUUUGGCAUCAUGAGGACGGCUACAGAUGAGGUUUGUGGUUCAAGUGCCGUGAUGCUUUUUUUUGUUGUGUGCCGUUUUGAACAGAGUUGAAAAUAAAAUUAAUCAUGAAUUAAUUAAUUUCAGUUAAAAUUGGUUGAUUUUAAUGAAAGAAUGUAUGAUGAACAGGAUAUUGUGAAGCUUAAAAUGAAAGCACAACAUAAUGAUGGUUGAAAUGUUUAUAAGAAACAAACAAGAGCAUAAUGAAUUUAAAAUAAACCGGGCAACAAAAAUAAAAAAUGAGAAUAGAAAUAAAAAAUGAAUAUAUGUAAAAAAAUAAUCCAAUUUUUUUUUUUAAGAGCUGAUAAAAACUUUGUUUUAAGUGUAAAUUGAAGCUUGGCCAUAAUAUUGUGUGCUUCACAUUAAUUUUAAAUUUGCUUUAGUGUAGGUCUCCUCCAUAUAACUGUACCGCAAUACAUUCUAUCAACUAAAUAGUGUCCUUAAAUUAAUGACAAAAUUAUUUAUAUUCCAAUAAAAUGACAUUUAUUGGGGGAGGGAGGGGGAGAGGCGAAUUAAAACUGAUUAUUUGAUUAAUUAAAUUGAGGACUUUGGUUUUUCUGUCUGUGAAACAAAGAAUGAUAAAGAGUUCAAUCAAACAGGUCUUCAAACCUUUGAUAAACCCCAUCUUUGAUUGUUUUAACCUCAUCCUGGGGCCGGAGUUUGUGCGCAAUGAUGAUGAGGAGGAGGUUGAAAGCAGCCAAAGGGGAGGAGGUGAGGGCACUGUCGUAAACGAUGACGCCUGUGAGAUUUUGGCAGCAGAGGUAAGUUUGCACUUUGUUUACAUUUAGGUUUGAUUUUUAACCAUUAUUUAGACAUUUGUAUAAUAUCUGAUUUUUUCAAAUGAUCGCAACAUCUUUAAGAAUAAUAACUGACCAUUAAAAAUGAAUAAUUUGGAGAAAGUGAAUAAUUUUUUUUAUAAAAUCUAAAUUGUAUGUCAAUUCUUAUGUUUAUAAAAAAAAACUACUGUUAGCUUUAAGUCAAAAUGAAGUUACAAAAUCGGCCACUAACACUUAAUAUAUAUCCAUAUAUAUUUUCAUUUUUUUCAGCAUUGAGAGAUACUUUUUUUUUUUAUAUUCAUGAUAAUUAUUCAGCUUGAUGACUCAGUGAUGAUGAUUAUUCAGUUGCAAGCAACUCAUACGUUAAUCUGCCAUAACAUUAUAUUUAUCUUUAGCUCCAGUCCAUUGGACGUCUGUUAGAAGAAAAUGCCGAAGAUCAAAUGCAGCAGUUGAUUGACAACAUCCGUACAUGCAUCAUCAACAGCAGGUUUGUAGUUAGGGAAUGACAUAAUAAUCAAAUCUAGAUACACUGUGUGCUAUGCACUUUGUAAAAAAAAUAGAUCUAAAAGCUGGUUUAUCAUUCUUAACUCUUAUUUGAUUUUGCAUGGUGAAAAGGAAUGUUAGGUUUUUUUUUUACAUCAAAUCGAACAUAAUGAUUAGAUAGCAUAUUCAUUUUUAAAAAAAAUUUUUCUUUUAAUAGUCUUGUAGGCAUUUAAUUAACAUUUCGUCCCCCUAGAAUAACAAGGUUCUAAGCUGAUUGGAUUAAAUAGGCACAUAGAACCUUAUUAUUCUAGGGGGACGAUUUGUAUAGCUGCAAAAAGAUAAGUAAAAUUAAAAAUAUUGAUGAGAUUAAUUCACUCUUGGCGUCAGUUCACAGAAUAGCAGACAAAUAAUCUAUUGCCAUUGAAUGUAUAUGGUUUAUGGACUUAAGUUUUAACUCAUUCCCUCCGGCAGUGCUACUUCGAUAUUUAAUUUAUUUUCCUGAGAAAAGGAAAGCAAUUCAGUUUUGAAAUUGAUUUACAUUUUCAAAAUAUUUUUUAAGCUGCUAAAUAUUAAUAAAAGUUAAUGAAUUAAGGACGAAUGCAUAAAAAAAUGAAUAAGUUUUAAUAAAAAUAUAACAUUAGCGGCGACAAAAUAAUGAACAAUGGCCUAAAAAUUGAUUUUUGGCACCUCGGACAAACACAUGCUAGAUAUAGACGCGCUGUACUAAAGCACACAUAAUUUUAAAGUGAAACAAGAUAAAAACUUUUAAAUUAAAAUCACGCAGAAUCAGUCCAUAGCUGGAAGUCUUGAGGGACGCCAGAUUUCAUUGAUAUUUUUAACUAAAAAUAAGAGAUGUGUGUCGCUAUGCGCUUGGACGCACGCAUUUGGACGCAUCCGUCGAAACCCCCAAAGGACGCAUUUAGUCGCAACCGUCCGGAAUGAGUUAAUAUAUAUACAUUUUAAAGCGUAGUCUUCAAAUCGGCAUGAGAGAUCUUCACGGCACCCUGGUUGCUGAUGUACAACAGCCCCCACCCCCAACCCUGCAUUGUCACCUUGGCAUACUGCAAUAUAUGCUUAUUCUAAUAAAUAAUCUUAAAAAGUAGCUGGGCAUUUGAAACGAGUUAAGAAUAUCUAAAUAGAUUUGUUUUACGCGAUUCCUCUUGUUAUCAGUUGUCAUUUUAGGUUAUUCAGUUAAUGUAAGUACUAAGUGUAAUAAUGUAUUCCGAACAUCCGCAGGAGUUCCCCAAGGGUUCGCUGCUCUCUCCUUGAAGUUGUGGAAGCUUACGCCCGGGGCUGGGAGCCUGCCAACAAUGACACCACGCGCUUUUACUGUGAUAUGGCGGUGGGGAUCAUCUCAGGUCUUGUUUUGUAAUACGUGUGUGUGUGUGUGUGUGCGACAGGGCGGUCUUUUAUCUGAGCCGCAUGUCUGCUUGAAGUAAGCACCUGCCAGGUUGUUGGCCUUUGUUUGCCUGUCUGAUAAACAGGAGCUCAAAUUUUGGUGGUGUGGGUGGAGAUGAGAGAAGCUGAUGAGCAGCUGGCCAUUGAUCACAAUAACUAUGUACACGCAAUAGGUCUUAUAAAGUAGCAGUUUGGCAAUAAGCCAGUGUCUCUUUUUAAUUUGAGAUAUGUCAGGAUGUGGAGGCUGCUAUAAAAAUAUUCUUAAUAAUUUUUUUAGAUUAAAAUAUUUUUAUUAAGCUAUUGUGAUAUUUACAUUGCUUAGGAAAACGAUUAAAGAACACAACAAAACCAUGACUGAAGUUUGUACACCCUUAUUUUUACCAUUUAAUGAUUAUGCAUAAAUAUAUCUUUUACCUCGGAAUAGUUUUAAAAAGGGAAAUGUUUCAUUUCUUUAAACGUUUUCCAUCUAGAUUUUGUUUUUAUCAAACCCACUAACUUUUAACCUCUCAUUUUUAAAAAAAAUUAACUGUUAAGCAAGGGGAAAUAACUCCAAACCAAAUUAUGAUUUACUAUGCUAUAAUUUAAUAUAUUUUGUAUAGAAUUUUCUUAUCACCAUGUUCAGAGUGCAUAGGACAUUUUGCUGGAAUUUUGUCUUUACAUACUCAGCAUCAUCUCUUUUAUUACAAUGGACAUGGUACUUUUUGCGUUAGGGUCAGAAUAAAUGAAAGCUGCAAUGAAUUCAAUUGAGGAAUUAGGUAAUUUUUGGUUACUUUGCUGAAAUUACCUGUAAAGGCUAUUUUAGUCAAAAGAACAAGUUUUGUUUGUUGAAAUUUAAAAAAAAAAGAUUUAGCAAGUCAGCUUUUAUACAUUGAAAUAAAUAAUCAUGUACUUUAUUUGUGUUUCUUGCCACUAAUUUGUGGUCAGUCAGAGCAAGGAAUAACUUUUAUAUGUUCUGGAAUGGUUGCAGUAAUUUAAUGCAGUUCUUGUUCACGUUUUCCCAACGUAUUUCUUUAUAUUAUCGUUUAAAGCUGGCUCACCUGUGGUCAUAAAUCAAAUUAGCGGUUGUAAGUUUUAGUUUUUUUUUUACUCUGAUGGCACUCGCUGUAACUUGACUGUAAGUAAUUUUUAAACAUUUCAUGUGAAAAAUAAUUUUUUUAUGUCUCAUCCUUAUUUUUUAUCAUUUAUUAGAUGGAUUAUAAUGAAUGGAAUUGAUUUGAGUGAUUAUAAUGAACGGAAUUUAUUGUCUGGAUUAUUAUUGAUAUAAUGUAGUUGUCAGAAUUUAAUGUUUAAAAUUUAUUUAAUGAAUUAUAAUGAUUAGACUUUGGAUUAAAAUAAAUGGAUUUUAUUUGAUGGAUUAUAAUGUUUAGAAUUGAUUUGAUGGAUUGUACGGAAUAAAUUGUAUAGAAACUGGUAUUUUGAAAGGAAGUGGUCAACCAAAUUAAACAACUCUGUCAGCUAACAAUUACUUAUUGUCUUAUUUGUCAUUCAAUAACUGACAUUGUAUUUUUAAUGGUCCUCUCAUUAUUUUUGGAUUAAACACCGCUGUGAAGUCUGUAGAUUUUGUAUGAUUUUACUUGUCGUAUUCUGAACUUUGAAAUGGUUCCAAACACCAGAAUUUAGAUGUGUCAAAAGAACUGAAAAAACAACACUCAGUUUUCCAAGAGUCCGACCACUGUGGUCUUUUACAAAUGAACCAACCAGAUUUCCCCAACCUGUCUUCAAAGCCUGUAUUAAAUUUAACAUUCAGUCUUCACUCUUCUAAUUUUUUUUUUAAAAGCCUACAUAACAAAAACAAAUGUUGAAAAUUAAUUUUUUUUUAAUUAUCUUCCUUAGAUAUUAUUUUUUCUAAAGCAUUAAAUUUAAAAAAUCAUAUAAAUGUGUACAUGUAACUUUGUCACAGAGUUUCUAUGUGUACACGUAAAUUUCUCACAGAGGUUCUAUGUUCACAUGUACAUUUCUCACAGAGGUUCCAUGGGUAUAUGUACAUUUUUCAUAGAGUUUCUAACAUGAGGUCAUCAAAUUUUGAUUAGUGUUUGCUAAUGUCUGAGCCAUAGUUGCAAUUUAUGAUGUUCACAUACAAACCGAAUUGGUCUCGGUGUUCAUUGUCAGUGUUCAGUGCCAGUGUUCCGUGUCAAUUGUCAAGUCAUUUGAGCUGUUGGAUGUCCCAUUGUCAUUUUUUAAGAGACAAAAUUUGUCAGUCAGUGUUGCUAAACUGUAUAAAAAUAUUUUUUUUUACUUCCGAGCUAACACAGAGUUGUGGGAAAUGUAGUGUUACUCUAUCUCUUGACUAUGGCCUACACAGAGUAGUGGGAAAUGUUAUGUUACUCUUUAUCUUGUCUAUGUCCUAUACAGUGUAGUGGGCAAUGUAAUGUUACUCUAUCUCUUGACUAUGGCAUGCACAGAGUAGUGGCGAAUGUAAUGUUGCUCUAUCUCUUGACUAUGGCCUACACAGAGUAGUAGGAAAUGUAAUGUUGCUCCAUCUCUUGACUAUGGGCUAUACAGAGUAGUGGGAAAUGUAAUUUUGCUCUAUCUCUCGACCAUGGCAUACCAAGAGUGGUGGGACAUGUAAUGUUGCUCUCUCUCUUGACUAUGCCAUGCACAGAUUAGUGGCGAAUGUAAUGUUGCUCUAUCUCUUGACUAUGGCAUGCACAGAGUAGUGGGAAAUGUAAUGUUGCUCUGUCUCUUGACUAUGGCCUACACAGAGUAGUAGGAAAUGUAAUGUUGCUCCAUCUCUUGACUAUGGGCUACACAGAGUAGUGGGAAAUGUAAUUUUGCUCUAUCUCUCGACCAUGGCAUACCAAGAGUAGUGGGACAUGUAAUGUUGCUCUCUCUCUUGACUAUGCCAUGCACAGAUUAGUGGCGAACUUAAUGUUGCGCUGUCUCUUUACUAUGAAAUGCACAGAGUAGUGGGAAAUGCAAUGUUGUUGUGUCUGAUCUAAAGCCUCCACAGCAUAUAUUCAAAUACAAUGGUGCUCAAUAUCUUGUCUAUGGCCUACACAGUAUAGACUGAAAUGCAAUGUUACUUUUGACCUGCCUAUGGUCUUCCCGGAGUUGUGGGGAAUGCAAUGUUACUUUUGACCUGCCUAUGGUCUUCCCGGAGUUGUGGGGAAUGCAAUGUUACUUUUGACCUGCCUAUGGUCUUCCCGGAGUUGUGGGGAAUGCAAUGUUACUUUUGACCUGCCUAUGGUCUUCCCGGAGUUGUGGGGAAUGCAUUGAUGCUCUGUGUCCUGACUAUGGCCUAGCAUUUUUUUUUUUAAAAUCUUUAUUCUUUGUUGCCCUACAACAUACAAAUAUACAUCCUCUGUUUGCCUAUUCCAUGUACCAAGAUUGUGAUUUAGGAAAUAAAGUUCUGGGAACAGC
Messenger RNA from Lymnaea stagnalis (great pond snail), 10614 nucleotides. Lineage: Eukaryota; Metazoa; Mollusca; Gastropoda; Lymnaeidae. The record is from the annotation of a GenBank genome assembly.